Phalaenopsis equestris is the source of this 1746-nucleotide messenger RNA. Its product is annotated as serine/threonine-protein kinase KIPK2-like. Lineage: Eukaryota; Viridiplantae; Streptophyta; Magnoliopsida; Asparagales; Orchidaceae. The transcript has a single exon. Gene Ontology annotation, biological process: protein phosphorylation. Gene Ontology annotation, molecular function: ATP binding; protein serine/threonine kinase activity. Gene Ontology annotation, cellular component: nucleus; plasma membrane; cytoplasm. The record is from RefSeq and is a predicted model, not a curated record. The annotation marks the transcript as partial.
ACGAGUAGCAUUACCCAUUAAUGACAUUGAAUCUUGGAAUUAGAACGCUUAGAGGUGGUUGUCUCUAAAGUUCUGGUUUGGUUGUCUAUGGUUAUUUACAUACGCCAGAUCCUUUUAUAAGAUAGUUAGUUAUUGCUAUGUUCUAGCAUUGAUAUUUAUUGGAAUCCAAAUGGGUUUCUCUGGCGGUACUUCUGAGAUCAUUGAAUCUGGGGAGGAGUUCAACUUUUGGAAUCAUCCUAAUAGGCCAAAGCUACCGCGAAUUAAGCUAAGAGAAGGAGAAAAUAAUUCUCAUGCUUUACAUUCUCAGGAUGACCUUAAUCAGGUCAUUGAAUCAAUUGAUCUUCGAUUAUCACCCAAGCUGCUGAGCUUUUCACGUCAGGUUCUCGGAGAAAUACGGAACAGGGAAAUAUCUAGGGAAGCUAUUCGAGUUAGUGCAUCACAAGCAUCAGGAAUAGCAAUUUCUGAAUCUGUAACAAUGAAACAAGCUUUAAGAAGAUUAUGCAUUACGCAGGCAUCAGAACAGGCUGCAAUGAAGAGGUGGUCAAAACCAAUCAGCUUAUCUGGUGUCUCCGAUGCUUCCACAAUUAAAAAGUUGUAUACAUCAAUGGUUGCGGAGGAGAAUGAAUGUGGUCUUUCUGUUGGUGAACGGAAAAGGAAUUUAUCUGAUGUAUCUAUUGCUCCUAGAAGUACUUUUCUAAAUUUGUCUCAUGAAGGAACUCAGGUUUGCGGUACAUGUCAUGUAGAGAUUUCUCGUAUGGAAUCUAUUUCUUCUCCAAGUAAAGCUGCUUUAAACGAAAAUUUAACUAAAAAAAGAAUCCGGCAUGUCAUAGCUUCUCUCUCAAAAGCGGUUUCUGCUCCACAUAGUGCUGCAUCAACACCAAAAAACUGGGGUCGCUCGUCUGGGACAUCAGAUACAGAUAUAGCAAGAAAAGCAUACAACAAAGCUUGCUUGUCUGAUCUUGAUGAAGGAAGUGCGCUGAAUGUGCCUAGCAUCAUAAGUCCUCAAAUAACCAAAACAACAGUCGGAAACAAUUUUCUCUCUAAGAAGGGUAUGCAGGAAACAGUGCAGCCAUCUGCAAAUUCUAAUAGGUGUGUGAAGCCUAUUUCUGCAUCAUCAGGUACUGUGAAGCAGGCUGUUACAGUUGGAGCCAGAAACCAGGACAAUGUAGCCUGUGAGAAUCAUUGCAGUCCAACUAGUUUUAGCUUCAAAAGUGCCACUGCUGCUAAACUGACCAAAUACUCAAGGUCAAAAGAGAAGGGAAAUUGGUCACAAUGCUCAAUAAGUAGCCUUGGUGAAAACAGCAGCAGUACAAGUAAUAGUGAUGAGAGCAACAAUAGUGGCUCUAGUGUGGCUCGUCCUCACAUGUCUAAGGAUGUAAGAUGGACAGCUAUACACCAUGUUUUGAAUCAACAUGGAGGCUUGGAUAUAAGGAACUUCAAACUAAUAAAAAAGCUUGGAUGUGGAGACAUUGGAACUGUCUAUCUUGCUGAGCUAAUUGAAUCCGGAUGCUUUUUUGCCCUUAAAGUGAUGGAUACUGAAUCCUUGAUCGGUAGAAAGAAGAUCUUGCGUGCACAAACUGAAAGAGAUAUUCUACAAAUGCUUGAUCAUCCAUUUCUUCCAACAUUAUUUUCAAAUUUUACAACAGACAACCUCUUAUGUUUAGUUAUGGAGUAUUGUCCCGGUGGUGACCUGCAUGUCCUUCGACAAAGACAACAUGAUAGGAGGUUCUCAGAACCAGAAGCUAG